AUGACAGACACAUCAGCCCGCGCCAAAUCAUCAGGCGCAGCAGAAAGCAAAGAUGAAGAGCAGAUAGCUCUCGCCAGAACCCUACACCAAGUACCCUGGUGCGAACAAUACGAGCGCAUGAUUUCGGGCAUGCUAUACGACUCCUUCGUCCCCGAACUACUCAACGCGCGCUUCAAAGCCCGCGCCUGGUGCAACCGGUAUAACACCUACUUUCCCCCACCGGAAGCAGUCGAACUACAAUCCCACGAAGCCCUCGCGCAGCUACGCAUGACCUGGCUCCGCGAUCUCAUAGGCUCCAUAAAGGGUGACGAGAUCCUCAUCGAGCCCCCCUUUACCGUGGAUUAUGGCUGCAACAUCUCCCUCGGCGAAAGGUUCUACGCAAACUUCGGUCUGACGAUCCUCGAUUGCGGAAUAGUGGUCAUCGGGGAUAGGGUAAUGUUCGGGCCGAAUGUGUCGAUAUAUGCCGCCACACACGAGACGGAUGUGCAGAGUCGGAGGGAUAAUAUUGAGUAUGCAAAGCCAGUUGUGAUUGGGGAUGAUUGUUGGAUUGGAGGGCAUGUAAUCAUACUCCCUGGCGUGAGGAUUGGGAAGGGGUGUACGAUUGCGGCGGCGGCGGUGGUGAGUCGUGAUAUUCCUGAUUGGAGUGUGGCUAUGGGGCAGCCUGCGAAGGUGGUGAAGACUGUGAAGCCGGUGGAUUGA
Messenger RNA from Talaromyces amestolkiae, 699 nucleotides. RefSeq lists its product as uncharacterized. Gene Ontology annotation, molecular function: acetyltransferase activity. Lineage: Eukaryota; Fungi; Ascomycota; Eurotiomycetes; Eurotiales; Trichocomaceae. Bases 1 to 699 code for a protein of 232 amino acids. The transcript has 2 exons. The record is from RefSeq and is a predicted model, not a curated record.